Messenger RNA from Delphinapterus leucas (beluga whale), 2633 nucleotides. It is a transcript of the gene GCFC2, whose product is annotated as GC-rich sequence DNA-binding factor 2. The record is from RefSeq and is a predicted model, not a curated record. NCBI's taxonomy places the organism in Eukaryota, Metazoa, Chordata, Mammalia, Artiodactyla, Monodontidae. Gene Ontology annotation, cellular component: nucleus. Gene Ontology annotation, molecular function: DNA binding. Gene Ontology annotation, biological process: mRNA splicing, via spliceosome.
GCGCGCCUGGGUGACUGCUGUAGGCCUGGGUUAGCCAGAGCAGGAAGUGAACCUGCUAUGGCUCACAGGCCGAAAAGGACUUUCCGGCAGCGCCGAGCGGACUCUAGUGACAGCGACAGCACCCAUGAGCCAUUUGCUGAACCCGGGGCGCCGGGGGAGCAGGCAGACCUGGGCCCUGCGGAGGAAGGGCUGUCGUCUGGCGGAGUCCGCGCGGAAGCGGCGGAACUACCCCGCCGGGCCCGGGGUCGGGGCCGGGGCCGCGGCCGGGUCUGGGCCAGUUCCCGGCACGCCGCGAGAGCGGCUCAGCGUUUGGACGGAGGCUCGGACGUCCUAGGUGACGCGGGGCAGCAGGAAUCCAGAGCGGUUGAUCUUUCAACAGACGAAGAGGACGGAACACAUCGUUCUUCAGAAAGUAAAGAUGAUCAGAGUUCAUCUUCCAAUAGCUCUAGCUCUCUGGAAGAAGAGUUUACAUCACUAGUAAAUAUCCCUGAUGCAGCUUUUAUUCAGGCAGCCUACCAAAAACGUGAAUUGGCCAGGGCCCAAGAGGACUAUAUUUCUUUGGAUGUAAAACAUGCCUUCACCAUCUCUGGUAUGAAGAAAAACACUGAAUAUCCUGAGAGUGAGCCUGAUGGUCAUGAAAAUAUAAUGCCAUUUACCCCAAAGCCUCAAACACUUAGACAAAAGAUGGCUGAAACAACAGCAACCAGAAAUGAAGAAACAAGUGAAGACAGUGAAGAAGAUAAAAAAUAUCAGGAUAUUUGGGAACAGCAGCAGAUGAGAAGAGCAGUUAAAAUCACAAAGGGACAAGACAUAGAUCUUUCUCAUAGCACUGAAUCUCAAACAGUGAAGAAGUUUGAUGCUUCCAUUUCAUUUCCACCAGUAAAUUUAGAAAUUAUAAAGAAGCAACUAAAUACUAGAUUAACAUUACUACAGGAUACUCACCGCUCACACCUGAGGGAAUAUGAAAAAUACAUACAAGAUGUCAAGAGCUCAAAGAGUACCAUCCAGAACCUAGAGAAUUCAUCAAAUCAAGUUCUAAAUUUUAAAUUCUAUAAAAGCAUGAAAGUUUAUGUGGAGAAUUUAAUUGACUGUCUUGAUAAAAAGAUUAUCAACAUCCAAGAAAUAGAAUCAGCCAUGCAUGCACUCCUUGUAAAACAAGCCAUGAUCUUUAUGAAACGCAGGCAAGAUGAAUUAAAACAUGAAUCAGCGUAUUUACAACAGUUAUCACGCAAAGCUGAGACGUCAACAAAUACAAGCUUGGCUAUAGAUGAAAAAACUCAAUGGAUUUUAGAAGAGAUUGAAUCUCGAAGGGCACAAAGAAGACAAGCAAGGGUUCUUUCUGGGAAUUGUACUCAUCAGGAAGGAACAUCUAGUGAUGAUGAACUAUCCUCAGCAGACAUGAUGGACUUCCAAAAAAGCCAAGGUGACAUUUUACAGGAUCAUAAGAAGAUUUUUGAAGAUGUACACGAUGAUUUUUGUAAUAUCCAGAAUAUUUUAUUGAAAUUUCAACAAUGGCGAGAAAAGUUUCCUGAUUCUUAUUAUGAAGCUUUCAUUAGUUUAUGCAUUCCGAAGCUUUUAAAUCCCCUAAUACGAUUUCAGUUGAUUGAUUGGAAUCCUCUUAAGUUUGAUUCCAUAGGUUUAAAACAGAUGCCAUGGUUCACAGCUAUAGAAGAAUUUAUAGAUGGCAGUAUGGAAGAUUCAAAGAAGGAAGAUAGUUCUGAUAAGAAAAUCUUGUCUACUGUCAUCAGCAAAACAAUUAUUCCUCGACUUACAGACUUUGUAGAAUUCAUUUGGGAUCCCUUGUCAACCUCACAGACAACAAAUUUAAUAACACAGAGCAGAAUGAUUUUUGAAGAACAUUCCACUUGUGAAAAUGAAGUUAUUAAUAAAGGCAAACAGGAUUUACUUAAACCCAUUGUUUCAAGAAUGAAGAAGGCAAUAGAUGAUGAUGUUUUUAUUCCUCUAUAUCCAGAGAGGAUGGAAGAGCUGUAUGGAAAGAAAAGAAAGGAACUUCUAAGCUUGCUAGUUAAUGUGAAUCCUGAAGAGAUGCCUGCAUGUAAAAAUUCCCCCCCAGUAAGUGCUGUAGAAAACAGAAUGUCACCACAUUCAAAGUUCCAAGAAAGACAGUUCUGGUCAGGUCUAAAGCUCUUCCGCAAUAUUCUUCUUUGGAAUGAACUCCUCCCAGAAGACACCUUGCAAGAGCUAGGACUAGGGAAGCUGCUGAAUCGUUAUCUUAUUAUAGCUCUUCUCAAUGCCAUACCUGGGCCAGAUGUUGUUAAAAAGUGCAACCAGAUAGCAGCAUGUUUACCAGAAAAAUGGUUCCAAAAUUCUGCCAUGAGAACAUCUAUUCCCCAGCUAGAAAACUUCAUCCAGUUUUUACUGCAGUCUGCACGUAAAUUAUCUACAAGUGAAAUCAGGGAUGAAGUCAAAGAAAUAAUUCUUAUUCUGGUGAAAAUAAAAGCUUUGAAUCAAGCAGAAUCCUUCAUAGAAGAAUAUCACCUAGACCAUCUUAAAUCAGUAAUUAAAGAAGUUUGAGUGAACUUUAUAGGAAACUACUAAAAUGAGGUUUUAAUAUAGGCACACUUGGCUCUUUUGCUUGGAGAAAGAAGGAAAAAAAAAAAAAAAUGUUGCCA